Messenger RNA from Trichosporon asahii var. asahii CBS 2479, 939 nucleotides. RefSeq lists its product as uncharacterized. The record is from RefSeq and is a predicted model, not a curated record. The transcript has 2 exons. Lineage: Eukaryota; Fungi; Basidiomycota; Tremellomycetes; Trichosporonales; Trichosporonaceae. The coding region runs from base 1 to 939 and encodes 312 amino acids.
AUGUCCGAGCCCAUCGUCCCUCCCAAGGUCCCCAAGACCUACUCUGAACUCCCCGUGCGCCACAUUCGCAUCAAGAACCAUCCCGAGAACGCGCCAGGCGUCACUCCCAUCCAGAUCGUCGAGCUCUACCGCCCUGGUAAGCAUAAUGCGUUCACGUACGAGAUGGCUGCCGACAUUGUGCGGACCUGGGACACGUUUGCCGUCGACGACCGUGUUAAGGUCAUUGUCCUCGCGGGCGAGGGCAAGAUCUUCUGCGCUGGCGCCGACCUCUCGGGCGCGUUCCAACGCUCUGACGACGACAUCAACGGACACCGUGACACUGGAGGUCAGGUCGCCCUCGCGAUCUACCGCUGCCCGAAGCCCACGAUCGCUGCUAUGCAGGGUGCCGCUGUCGGAGUGGGUGUCACGAUGACUCUGCCGGCCACGAUCCGCGUGGCGUGGAAGGACGCCAAGGUUGGAUUCGUCUUCUCGCGCCGCGGCCUCGUCAUGGAGGCGGCUUCCUCCUACUUCCUCCCGCGUUUGAUCGGCAUGUCCCGCGCCUUGCACCUCGUGACGACCGGCGCCGUCUACCCCGCCAGCUCGAAGCUGUUCGACGGCCUCUUCUCCGAGCUCCUCGACACGCCUGACCAGGUUCUCCCCCGCGCCCUCGAGAUUGCCGAGGAGGUCGCUGCCAACUGCUCCAGUGUCUCCAUCGCGCUCAUGAAGGAGAUGAUGUACCGCGGCACCGACAGCCCGGAGGCGCAGCACCUCCUCGACUCGAAGCUCAUCUUCGACCUCUACGGCACGCCCGACAUCAAGGAGGGCGUCGCGAGCUUCCUCGAGAAGCGUCCUGUCAAGUUCACUGGCACACUCGCAGCCGACGCGCCCGUGCACUACCCCUGGUGGAACACCGUGGACGUGCGCACCCGCAAGCAGGACAAGCGCGCCGCCAAGCUCUAA